Molecule: messenger RNA, 13946 nt
Organism: Callithrix jacchus (white-tufted-ear marmoset)
Lineage: Eukaryota; Metazoa; Chordata; Mammalia; Primates; Cebidae
Source: RefSeq, a predicted model, not a curated record
AAAGUUUCAUUUAGAUUUUUAAUUUUAUAAUGGAAUAAGAUUUGUAAGCAUAAGAGGGUAUUCAUUCUUCUCCACUAUCUCUGUUCAAAAGGGAAGUUUUUAAUUUGUCUUUCGGCCCCACCUCCCAACUCUCUUACUUUGUCUUUCGAAGCCUUAGUCCUGAGCUUUGGUGAAUCAUAUUUGGAUAAAUUGGAAGAAAGAGGCAUGAACAAAGAAUCAUAAUGAAAUAAAGGAAAAACUAAGAGAGAGGGCAAGUUAGCCAAUGGACUUUGGACAGAGUUUGGAAACAGGCAUUUAUAAAGAGUGGUUUAGAAAAUGAGAAUCCACAAUGGACUUGUAAGUUGUGACCUGGAGAUAAUAGGAAAGAUAAUUUUUAAAAGAAAUGUUACUGUGAGAUGAAAACUGGGUUCCUCCUACUAUCUCCUCAAGAUAUGUGAAUAAAGAUCCUCAUUGCUCUUCAUUUACUUUUUGUCACAUAAACAUGGCAUGUCCCUAAGAUUGGCGCUAUGUAGAAUUUCUACAUUUUCUAAUUAUAUUACUUUAGGUUAUUUGCCUAUUAAAAAUGUUUAUUUCUAAUGACUUUGAAGUUGAGGCUAUGGGUCUGAAUUGCAUUUAAAAUAUGACCUGUUUAUUUGGUGCAACAAUUCAUUAACAAAUAUUUAUAGAACACAAUAUAAUUUUCAAAACACAAACAUAAUUGCCAGAAUGGUUUAGUUGAAAUUUGCAUAAAGCAUUCCAAAAUAGUAAAACUUAUGUAAAUUUGGUUCACAAAAUAUUGAUUCAUAUUGGUCGAUUUGUUCACAAAAGAUACCUAAUGAAGAUAUUGCUGACUCCGUUAGUACAUGAACAAUUUCCAAAUUAGUAACAGGUAAGGGAACAAAUUAUUUGUACCACAUCGAAUGGAACCUAUAGAUGCAUAAGGCUUUGAAUUCUAUGGAUUCUAAUGAAAAUUGGCAUAUUUUAUGUUUUUUUUAAUCAGUGAUUCAAAACUUAAGGAGAGAGAAGGGGGGGAGAAAGAGAGAGAGAAAGAGAGAGAAAGAGAGAAAAAGAGAGAGAGCGAGUGUGUCUUUAGCCUUUAGAUUUUAUAUCAGAAGGAUAAGGAUAGAGUGUGCAAAUUGUCAGUUGAGCAGUUGAGCUCUGGAAAAGUUCUAGAGAUGAGUCACUCCAAAGUCUGGAGAAACUACACAGAGGGAAAGGGCAAAAGUGCUUGAAAUUUUUGAAAUAUGAUGUAAAAAUAACUUUUUAGGGAGCUUGGAGUGCAAGGAUGCCUUCAUCAGAUGACUGAAAAAAAUGCAAAUUUCUGGAAGGUCGGAUGCUAAAUUCUGGGAUUUAUCAGAGUUAUUAAACCAAGGGCAAGCCAAGCACGGUGGCUCACGCCUGUAAUACCAGCACUUUGGGAGGCAGAGGUAUGCAGAUCACGAGGUUAGGAGUUCAAACCAGCCUGGCCAACAUGAUGAAACCUCAUCUCUACUAAAAAUACAAAAGUUAGUUGUGUGUGGUAGCAGGCACCUGUAAUCCAAGCUACUUAGGAGGCUGAGGAAGGAGAAUCAUUUGAACCUGGGAGAUAGAGGUUGCAGUGAGCUGAGAAUGCACCAUUACACUCCAGCCUGGGCAACAGGGUGAGACUCUGUUAAAAAAACAAACAACAACAACAACAAAAAGCAAGGUCAAGUGUAUUGGAUGAUCAUAAUUUUUUAGAGGGAAAUCAGCGACACUGGAGCAGUAGCAAGUGUACUGGUUACCUGAUGUCCAUUUCUUUUGGGGGUAACAUAUACAAAUGAGACUACCUGACACUGGACUCCAAAGUAGAUACUGUGGCCCUUGGACCAAGGAGCUUUAUAAAACACAAUGGUUAAAAAAAGCACAAGGCCAACUCUUGCUGCGAACAGGGCCUACCCAUUGAAAUGUGACAACUGAGAACCUUAGCCAACAUUCUGCUCUGCCACUAUAGCUUUCAAAAGUAGGAAAGCACCAAACCAAAAUGUAAAGUGGUCAAAUCUAGGAUAGAACCUUACUUUCCACUUCCAGUUUUGUCACAAUCUCAUCCCUGGCUCAUGAAGCAGCAGCUCUUCCACUGGAGUGAGUGGUGGACAGUGUCCAAGCCUUGUGAUUGCAUCUGCGUGACAUGGUUGCGCGGUAGCUCUUAGCCCUCAUUUGCAGCAUCCAUGUUUUACCAAGAUCAAUUUCCUUAAGCAUCCAACUAUAUAGCAAGUAUCCUUGGAGUUUUGCAGAAGAUCAUUUCCCUAUAUGUAAGGCUAGUCAUCAGGAAAUCAGCCUCAGCUGACUUCACCCUUCCCUUUAAGUCCAGAGAAAGAUCUCAUUUCUUCAGCUAAGUGAUGAGAACUAAAGGAUGUGAUGGGUGAAUCAAAUUGUGAAUAUAUUAUGCAGUACUGUAAGGUCAUUAUAAGGCACACAGCUAAAGAAAAAUGAUGUGGAAAGAUUACCCUGAACUUCUUAAUGUAGGAGGCCCAAAUCUAUCAAGGCAUGAAGAUUAGGAAUCAAGAAGAAAGUAGUGUCCUAGGACUAGUGUCAGUUUCUUCAGCUGGAGAGACAGAGGAUAUUGUGUAGGGCUGCUAAAGCAAUCCAAACUUGAACUAAAUCCCCAGGGCUAAUGGCAGAGAAGCGAUUUUGCAUAUAAUUUUAAGAUAUUUACUCAACUCCUAAACUAUGUAUGAAGGAUAAGCUGUUGAGCAAAUGAGUAAACAGCAGCAGCUUGAAGGGGAAAUUUUAAAAGAUUUCAUGGUGCUUUGGAGAAAAAUUAGAAUUUAGGAUACAUCAAGGUGAAGGGACCCCAAUAAAUACUCCAACUUUUUUAGAGCGUGCACCAGACUGACUAUAGCAUUCUCUAUGAAGUAAGGGCAAACCAAAGUUACACCAACCCUACCAAAUUCUGAACCCCAGUGUUGACCGAGUUAAGUACAUCUUGUACUCUGUCUGCCAAAAAGAAAUAAAAUUCUCCUCUCCAGAAGAAGACAUCAUUAUCUAGAACCCAUAUUGAUUUUUAUACUCAAUGUAUAUCAUUCAAUCAAAAAUUAUUAAGCAUGUGAAUUCUGCCAGAUGCACAAGACAAGCUGGUAUCAUUACUACUGAGACUAUUUCAAAAAAUUGAGGAAGAGACACUUCUCCACAGCUCAUUCCAUGAAAACAUCAGGAGGAGACACUCCUCCGAAGCUCAUUCCAUGAGAACAUCAUUAUCUGGAUAAUAAAACAUGGCAGUCACAACAACAACAAAAAACUUUAGGCCAAUAUCUUUGAUGAACAUUGAUGCAAAAAUCCUCAACAAAAUACUUGCCAAGGAAAUCCAGCAGCACAUCAAAAGCUAAUCCACCAUAAUCAAGUAGGCUUCACUCCCAGAAUGCAAGGGUGGUUCAGCAGUUGCCAAUCAAUAAACAUCAUUCAUCAAAUGAACAGAACUAAAGACAGAAACCACAUAAUUAUCUCAAUAGAUUCAGAAACAACUUUUGAUGAAUUCAACACCCCUUCAUGUUAACCCUUUUCCAUUUACAAAAAAGUACAGCUUGUUGCCAAUGUUCAUUUAAUUUUACAUAAACAUCCUCUUUGAGGUUGAAGCAAAUCUGACUGAUUUUCAACGUAAAAAUAAAACUUAAAACUGUUCUUGGAGUUAUUUCUAAACAGAACUUGUCUCAAAUCUUAACAUAACAGAAAUGUAUAUGAUAAUCAGUAUUUAAUAAUUUUUUAUGUGAUAAAUUUCAAAGCACAGAACAACACAAAUUGGAGCAUCACAUACUGAACAAAAAGAAUGCAUUUCUCUUCAGAUCCUCUUGCCAUUCCUUCUGUUGUGCAGGUAGCAAACUUAAAUUUCAUUUCCCUGACGUUAGUAGUAGGCUUUUGGGUGAAGUGUUUUCCAGACAGGUGAAGAGGUAUGGCAUCAUCAAUGCGCAUGGGUGACCUUAAAGAUAUUCUGCCCUGGCUUGAGAUGCUUUUCCAGCAUUCUUUCAAUCGAUGGCAGUCUCAAGUUUACAUGGCUAAUCUUGUGCUCAGGAUUGUCCUUCUUGAACGGGAUAUAAUUCAAUGAUUUAAUAGAGGUGGUGAAAGAAUUUCUUUUACCAAACAUUGUGUUUUAUUUUGGGAUAUACACUGCAGCUGCAACCACUGCUGGUGAAUAUUCUCAGGAGCAAAUGGAAAAUGGUUAAAAACUCUCAAUAAACUAGAUAUUGAAGGAACAAACCUCUAAAUAAAAAGAGCUGUCUAGGAAAAACCCACAGCCAACUUUAUACUGAAUAGCAAGAGCUGGAAGCAUUCCUUUUGAAAACUGGUAGGUGACAAAGAUGCCCUCUCUCACUACUCCUGUUCAACACAGUAUUGAAAGUCCUUGCCAGAGAAAUCAGGUAAGAAAAAGGAAUAAAGGCACCCAAAUAGGAAGAGAGGAAGUCAACUAUCUCUGUUUGUAGAUGGCAUCCUAUAUCUAGAACACCCUAUAGUUUCAGACCAAAUGCUUCUUCAGAUGAUAAACAACUGCAGCAAAGUUUCAGGAUGCAAAAUGAGCAUACAGUGCUCACAUCAGCAGCACAUAUACUAAAAUUGGAAGGAUCCUGCACAAGCAUGCCACACAAAUCCGUGAAGAGUUCCAUAUUGUUAAUUAAUAACCUAACUUCACAAUUGAAAUAAUUAGAGAAUCAAGAACAAAUUAAUCCCAAAGCUAGCAGAAGAUGAGAAAUAAUGAAAAUUAGAGCUGAACAGAAGGAAAUUGAGACAUGAAAAACCAUUUAAAAGAUCAUUUUAAUGAAAAAAGAUGAUUUUUAAUUAAAUCAUUUUAAAUGAAAAAAGAUUUUUCAUUUAAAAGAUCAAUGAAUCCAGGAAUUAUUUUCUUGAAAAUUAAUAAAUAGGCCACUAGCUAGACUAAUAAUAAAGAAAAGAAAGAAGAUCCAAAUAAACACAAUUAGAAAUGAUGAAGGGAAUGAUACUACUGACUCCACAGAAAUGAAAGCAACUAUUAGAAACAACUGCAAACUCCUCUAUGCACACAAACAAGGAAACCUAGAAGAUAUAGAUAAAUUCCUGGACACAUACACCCUCUUGAGUCUGAGCCAGGAGAGAAAACUCUGAAAUGGAAUCAGUAAUAAAGGUCCUACCAACCAAACAAAAGCCCAGGACUUGUUGGAUUAACAGCUGAAUUCUACCAGAUGCAGAAAGAUGAGCUGGUACCAUUUCUACUGAAACUAUUCUAAAAAAUUGAGGAGGGACUCCUCCCCAAGUGAUUCUAUGAGGCCAGCAACAUCUUGAUAACAAACCUGGCAGAGACGCACACAAAAAAGAAAACCUCAGCCCAAUAUUCUUGAUGAACAUCAAUGCAAAAUUCCUCAACAAAAUACUUGCAAACCGAAUCCACCAGCACAUCAAAAAGCUAAUCCACCGUGGUCAAAUAGGCUUCAUCCCCAGGAUGCAAGUUUGGCUCAACAUAUACAAAUCAAUAAGUGUCAUUCAUCACAUAAACAAAACUAAAGACAAAACCACAUGAAUAUCUAAAUAGAUGCAGAAAAGACUUUGGAUAAAAUCUGACACUGCUUCAUCUUAAAAACUGUCAAUAAACUAGAUAUUGAAGGAUCAUACAUCAAAAUAAUAAGAACCCUCUAUGACAGACCAACAGCCAAUAUUAUAUUGAAUAGGCAAAAGCCAGAAGCAUUCCCCUUUGAAAACCACCACAACACAAGGAUGUCCUCUCUCACCACUUAUAUUUAACAUAGUAUUGGAAGACCAAGCCAGAGCAAUUAGGCAAGAGAAAGAAGUAAAGUGCAUUAAAAUAAAAAGAGAGGAAGUCAAACUAUCUCUGUUUGAAGACGACAUAAUUCUGUAUCUAGAAAACCCCGUAGUCUUGUCCCAAAAGCUCCUGCAGCUGAUAAACAACUUCAGCAAAGUUGCAAGAUACAAAUUCAAUGUAUAGAAACCACUAGUAUUACUAUACCCCAACAAUAGCCAAAAUGAGAGGCAAAUCAGAAAGGCAAUUUCAUUCACAACUGACACAACAAGAAUAAAAUACCUAGGAAUAUAGCUAAUGAGGAAGAUAAAUGAUUUUUACAAGGAGAACUACAAAAUUGCUCAAACAGAAACAAAUGGGAAAACAUUCUAUGCUCAUGGAUAGGAAGAAUCAAUAUCAUUGAAAAGCUAUACUGUCCAAAGCAAUUUACAGAUUCAAUGCUAUCCCUAUGAAACUCCCAAUGACAUUCUUCACAAACUAGAAAAAACUAUUCUAAAAAAUUCAUAUGGAACCCAAAAAGAGUUUGAAUAGAAAGUCAGUCCUAAGCAAAAAAAAAAAAAAGAAAAAAAAAAGAAAAAGAAAGAAAGAAAAAAGAAAAGAAAUAAAAGAAAAAGGCAUCAUGCUACCUGACUUUAUACUAUUAAACAAGGCUAUAGGAACCAAAACAUCAUGAUACUGAUACAAAAGCAGGCACAUAGAGCAAUGAGACACAGUAGAGAGCCAUCAAUAAGGCCAUACAUCUGUGCCCAUCUGAUCUUUCACAAAGCUGACAAAAACAAGCAAUGGGGAAAAAACUCCCCAUUCAAUAAAUGGUGCUGAGAUAACUGGUUAGCCAUAUGCAGAAGAUUGAAGCUGGACCCUGUUCUUACAUCAUACACAAAAAUCAACUGGAAAUGAAACAAAGACUUAAAUGUAAAACUCAACACUAUAAAAACCCUGAAAGACAACCUAGGCAAUACCAUCCUGGACAUAGAAAUGGGCAAAGAUUUCAUGACAAAGCCACCAAAAGCAAUUGCAACAAAAGCAAAAACUGACAAAUGGAUGUAAUUAAAUUUAAGAGCUUCUGCACAGCAAAAGGAACUAUCAACAGAGUAAACAGACAAACUACAGAAUGGGAGAAAAUGUUUGCAAACUGUACAUCUGACCCAGAUCUAAUAUCCAGCAUCUAUAAGGAACUUAAACACAUUUACAAGAGGAAAACAAGCAGCCACAUUUAAAAGUGGACAAAUGACAUGAACAAACAUGCACUUCUCAAAAGAAGAUAUACAUGCAGCCAGGAAGCAUAUGAAAAAAAAAGCUCAAUAUUACUGAUUAUUAGAGAAAUGCAAAUGAAAGCCACAGUCACACACCAUCUCACACCUGUCAGAAUGACUAUUAUUAAAAAUCCAAUUGGCCAGGCGCGGUGGCUCAAGCCUGUAAUCCCAGCACUUUGGGAGGCCGAGGCGGGUGAAUCACGAGGUCAAGAGAUCGAGACCAUCCUGGUCAACAUGGUGAAACCCUGUCUCUACUAAAAAUCCAAAAAGCUUAGCUGGGCAUGGUGGCGUGUGCCUGUAAUCCCAGCUACUCAGGAGGCUGAGGCAGGAGAAUUGCCUGAACCCAAGAGGUGGAAGUUGCAGUGAGCCGAGAUCACACCAUUGCACUCCAGCCUGGGUAACAAGAGCAAAACUCUGUCUCAAAAAAAAAAAAAAAAAAAAAAAAAAAUCCAAAAACUAACAGAUGCUGGUGAGGUUGCAGAGAAAAGGGAAUGCUUAUACACCGUGGUGGGAAAGUUCAACCAUUGUGGAAAGCACUGUGACGAUUCCUUAAAGAGGUAUAAGUAGAAUUGCCAUUAGAUCCAGCAAUCCUAUUACUGGCUGUAUACCCAGAGGAACAUAAAUCAUUUUGCCUUAAAGAAACAUGCCAGUGAAUGUUCAUUGCAGCACUAGUCACAAUAUCAAAGACAUGAAAGCAACCUAAAUACCCAUCAAUGACAGGUUGAAUAAAGAAAAUGUGGCACAUAUGCACCAUGGAUAUAUAUACACCAUGUAUUACGUAUAUACUAUGCAACCACAUAAAAGAACUAGAUCAUGUUCUUUGCAGGAAAAUGGAUGGAGCUGGAGGCCAUUAUCCUUAGUAAACUAAUGCAGGAACAAUAAACCAAAUACCACAUGUUCUCAUUUCUAAGUGGGAGCUAAUCAUAACAACUUAUAAACACAAAGAAGGAAACAAUAGACACUGGGGUCUACUUGAUGAGGGAGGCUGGGAAGAAAGAGAGGAGCAGAAAAGAUAACUAUUGGGUACUAGGCUUAAUACCUGGAUGAUGAAAAUCUGUACAACAAACCCCUGUGGCAUGAGUUUACCUAUGUAACAAACCUUCUCAUAUACCCCCACUUCUAAAAUAAAAGGUUUUUUUUUUUUUGAUUACCCGAUAUGAAAAGAAACAGAACCAAGUGACUGAAAAUCAAGAUUAAAUCAAAUAAUAGGAAUUGAUCCAUGAACAUCUUAGAUUUUGGAAUUGUUAGAUAAGGGACUUUAAAACAACUAAAUAUUUGCAACAAAGGAGGGGGAAAUGAUGUGUGGAAACUCCAGAAGUGUAGCAACAGGUCCUGGAAAUUCAGUCAAUUUUUCGAUGACUCACUUUUUGAGAAUCUUGCUUGGAUGUUAACAUACCCUUUGUUUUCAUUCAAAUUAUUCCAAUAUCUUAAAGCUGACAAUAAACUAUAUCUUUCAGAUAAACGUAUAUACUUAAUAGUGUUCAAACUACACUUUACGAAAGAAGACAUAUAUGAGGCCAACAAUCAUAUGAAAAAAUUCUCAUCGUCACUGGUCAUCAGAGAGAUGCAAAUCAAAACCACAUUGAGAUACCAUCUCACGCCAGUUAGAAUGGCGAUCAUUAAAAAAUCUGGAGACAACAAAUGCUGGAGAGGAUGUGGAGAAAAAGGAACACUUUUACACUGUUGGUGGGAAUGUAAAUUAGUUCAACCACUGUAGAAGACAGUGUGGCGAUUCCUCAAGGCCUUAGAAAUAGAAAUUCCAUUUGACCCAGCAAUCCCAUUACUGGGUAUAUAUCCAAAAGACUAUAAGUCGUUCUACUAUAAGGACACAUGUACACGAAUGUUCAUUGCAGCACUGUUUACAAUAGCAAAGACUUGGAAUCAACCCAAAUGCCCAUUGAUGAUAGACUGGAUUGGAAAAAUGUGGCACAUAUACACCAUGGAAUAUUAUGCAGCAAUCAGAAAUGAUGAGUUUGUGUCAUUUGUAGGGACAUGGAUGAAUCUGGAGAACAUCAUCCUCAGCAAACUGACACAAGAACAGAAAACGAAACACCGCAUAUUCUCACUCAUAGCAUUUUUUUGAGGACCCUGAAGGAAAGAUUGAGUUGCCACGAUCCUUGAAAAUGUAUUCCUGGAAACGUCCACAGGAUAUUUUAUUUAGUCGGACUCCAGUGGUUGUGAAAAAUGAAAUCACAUUUGACUUGUUUUCAGCAAAUGAACAUUUACUCUGCAGUGAGCUGAUGAGAUGGAUUAUCACUGAAAUCCAUGCAGUGUGGAAGAUCUUCAAUGGAGGAAUUUUGAGCAAUUAUUUUAAGGGGACUUCAGGGGAACCUCCUCUUCUCCCAUGGAAGCCCUGGGAACACAUAUACUCUCUAUGCAAGGCUGUGAAGGGUCAUAUGCCUUUGUUCAAUAGCUAUGGAAAGUAUGUUGUGAAACUUUACUGGAUGGGUUGCUGGAGAAAGAUAACAAUUGAUGACUUUCUGCCUUUUGAUGAAGAUAACAAUCUAUUGCUUCCAGCUUCAACUUACGAAUUUGAACUGUGGCCAAUGCUUUUGUCUAAGGCUAUUAUCAAGCUGGCAAAUAUUGACAUCCAUGUAGCAGACAGGAGAGAACUGGGAGAGUUCACAGUUAUUCAUGCGCUCACAGGGUGGUUACCAGAAGUCAUUUCUCUUCACCCCAGAUAUAUGGACAAAGUUUGGGAGCUCCUGAAAGAAGUACUGCCUGAGUUUAAGCUGUCAGAUGAGGCCAGCUCUGAAAGCAAAAUAGCAGUGUUAGAUUCGAAAUUAAAAGAACCAGGGAAAGAAGCGAAGGAGGGAAAAGAAGUAAAGGAUGGAAAGGAAGUAAAAGAUGCAAAGGAAUUCAAACUUGAAAGUUCUUUGACAGCACUAAAGGCUCCUGAGAAAAGUGACAAAGUUCAAAAGGAGAAAGCAGAUGUAAAAGACAUUGGAAAGAAGAGAGGUAAAGAUGGAGAAAGAGAAAAAUUCAAAUUCUCACUUCAUGCUUCAAGACUUUCAUCAGAUGUGCAGUACUCUGUACAGUCCCUAUCAGAUUGUUCUUCUGCAGUACAGACCCCUCAUAUGGUUAUAUAUGCGACAUUUACUCCUCUCUAUUUGUUUGAAAAUAAGAUAUUUUCAUUAGAGAAGAUGGCAGAUUCUGCUGAGAAACUUAGAGAAUAUGGGCUUUCGCACAUCUAUAGCCAUCCUGUGCUGGUGACUAGAAGUAGGUCUUGUCCUCUGGUAGCACCACCAAAACCACCUCCUGUACCUCCCUGGAAACUCAUUCGUCCAAAAAAGGCAACUGUUAUAACAGAUGAAGCUCAAGAGUUAAUAGUAAAGAAGCCUGACCAGUUCCUUGAGAUUUCAAGUCCGUUUUUUAAUUAUAGAAUGACUCCAUUUACAAUUCCAACAGAAAAGCAUGAUAUGCGCUCCUUAAUUAAGAAAGGAAUAACCCCAGGAUCUGGUUUACCUUCCGUCAGUGAAACUGAUGAAACUGCAAAUAGCCAGACAGAUUUGAGUCAAAUAACGAAAGCUACAUCUCAGGGAAAUACUGCUUCGCAAGUUAUACUUGGAAAAGGCACAGAUGAACAAAUGGACUUUGGAUUGGGUGAUACCCAUCAGAGUGAUGGGUUAAACUUGGAAAGAGAUGUAGUCAGCCAGACUACAGCAACACAGGAAAAGUCACAGGAAGAACUUACAACAAAUAAUCGUGUUUCUAAAGAAAUAUGGUUAGAUUUUGAAGAUUUCUGUAUAUGCUUUCAAAAUAUAUAUAUUUUCCACAAGCCAAGUUCAUAUUGCCUUAACUUUCAAAAAUCAGAAUUUAAGUUCUCAGAAGAACGAGUGUCCUACUAUCUAUUUGUGGAUAGUCUAAAACCUAUUGAACUACUGGUUUGCUUUUCUGCAUUGGUACGCUGGGGGGAGUAUGGAGCCUUAACAAAAGACAGCCCUCCCAUAGAGCCUGGACUUCUCACAGCUGAAACGUUUUCUUGGAAAUCCCUGAAACCCCUCAAUCUCGUUCUGAAGAUUCACACAUAUGCUACCAAGGCUACAAUGGUUCGUCUGCCUGUUGGGAGACACAUGCUACUGUUCAACGCGUACUCCCCAGUAGGACACUCCAUACACAUCUGCAGCAUGGUGCCGCUUGUCAUUGGGGAUGAACAUGUUGUGUUGCCCAACUUUGAACCAGAAAGCUGCCGAUUUACAGAGCAGUCUCUGUUGAUUAUGAAAGCGAUUGGAAAUGUGAUUGCUAAUUUCAAAGAUAAGAGUAAACUCUCUGCAGCUUUGAAGGAUCUGCAAACAGCUCACUACCCUGUCCCCUUCCAUGAUAAAGAGCUAACUGCACAGCACUUCAGGGUUUUUCAUCUUUCCUUAUGGCGUUUGAUGAAAAAAGUUCAAAUAACAAAACCUCCUCCGAACUUCAAAUUUGCAUUCCGGGCUAUGGUUUUGGACUUGGAUUUACUUGACUCCUCCUUGGAAGAGGUUUCUUUAGUGGAAUGGCUGGACAUUAAAUACUGUAUGCCCACAAGUGAUCAAGAAUAUUCUCCUGAGGAAGUAGCAGCAGCAAUUAAAAUUCAAGCUAUGUGGAGAGGGACUUACGUUAGAUUACUUUUGAAAGCCAGAAUACCAGACACAAAGGAAAAUAUCAGUGUUGCAGAUACUCUUCAAAAAGUUUGGGCUAUAUUGGAAAUGAAUUUAGAACAGUAUGCACUUUCUCUCCUAAGGCUAAUGUUCAAAAGCAAGUGCAAGUCUAUGGAAUCUUACCCAUGCUAUCAAGAUGAAGAAACCAAGAUUGCUUUUGCGGAUUAUACUGUCACUUAUCAAGAACAGCCACCAAAUUCUUGGUUUAUAGUAUUCAGAGAAACAUUUUUGGUUCCUCAAGAUAUGAUUUUGGUUCCCAAAGUAUACACUACACUUCCAAUCUGUAUACUUCACGUUGUUAAUAAUGACACAAUGGAACAAGUGCCAAAGGUGUUCCAAAAAGUGGUGCCUUAUCUUUAUACGAAGAAUAAGAAGGGAUACACUUUUGUGGCAGAAGCAUUUACAGGUGACACAUUCGUACCAGGCUCACGAUGGAAACUGCGCCUCAUUGGUUCUUAUGCUCCACUGCCGUGUCUCUCUCGAGACCCUCCAUGCAGUGCCUUUGCCAUAAAGGAAAUCCGAGAUUACUACAUACCCAAUGAUAAGAACAUUUUAUUCAGAUAUUCUGUUAAAGUUGUAACACCACAACCUGCUACAAUACAGGUACGCACAUCCAAACUGGAUACGUUCAUCAAGCUGCAGGUCCUAGAAAAUGAAGAAACUAUGGUGAGCUCCACUGGAAAAGGCCAAGCUAUAAUCCCAGUGUUUAACUUCUUGAAGAGUGAGAAAGGUUUGAGCUCCCAGUCUAGCAAGCACGUUCUUUCAUUUCAUUCUGCAUCCAAGAAAGAGCAAGAAGUGUAUGUUAAGAAGAAAUCCGCUCAGGGAAGUCAGAAAUCCCCUAAGGUUAGACUCUUAAGUACAAUACAAGACACUGGUCUACCUCUUUUGGAGGAGGAAAGUACCAGUACACCCACUGCAGAAGACAGUUCCACCACACCACCACAGAAUUACAAGUAUAUUAUACAGUGUUUGGUGUUGUACAACAGUUGGCCUCUCACUGAAAGUCAGCUGACAUUUGUUCAAGCACUGAAAGACUUAAAGAAAAAUGAUGCCAAAGUUCAUGGUGAAAAACAUGAGGAGUUAAUUACCUUAGGAAGCCCAGAUUCCCACACUAUUAGUGAGGGACAAAAAUCUUCAGUAACUUCCAAAAUAACAAGGAAAGGCAAAGAAAAGUCUUCUGAGAAAGAAAAGGCAGCCAAAGAAAAACAAGCACCUCGCUUUGACCCUCAGAUAUCAUCCACUGUUCAUACUCAACAAGAAGACCCAAAUAAGCCCUAUUGGAUUCUGAGGCUGGUCACUGAACACAAUGAAUCAGAAUUAUUUGAAGUGAAAAAGGAUACAGAACGGGCAGAUGAAAUCCGAGCCAUGAAACAAGCCUGGGAGACAACUGAGCCAGGAAGAGCAAUCAAGGCUUCUCAGGCUCGUUUGCAUUACCUUAGCGGGUUCAUUAAGAAAGCAUCUGAUGCUGAGAGUCCGCCUAUAUCUGCAAGCCAAACUAAACGGACAGAAGAAGAAAUGCCUGCAAGUGGUGUAAAAGAGCCAGACUCAAAGAAUUCUGCAGGUUCAGAGCCACAAAUAGGAUCAGGGAAUGCAGUGUGGAAGAAGUGGCACUUGACCAAGGGCUUGAGGGAUCUGGCAAAAUCCACGAGCAGCGAAAGGGGAGCAGCGUCUUCACCAGGGAAGGAAGAGCGCGAGCAGACCACGCGAAAGGGAAACAUUAAAAUGGGACCUCGUUCACGAUCUCCAACAAUUUUGGAAACAUCUCCACGACUUAUUCGGAAAGCACUAGAAUUUACAGAUUUAAGCCAAUAUGUACGGAAAACAGAUGCAGAUCCUCUGCUGCAAACGGAUGAACUGAAUCAGCAGCAGGCAAUGCAGAAGGCAGAAGAAAUUCAUCAGUUUCGACAGCAUAGGACUCGAGUCCUUAGCAUUAGAAACAUUGACCAAGAAGAGCGGUUGAAGUUAAAGGAUGAAGUCCUGGAUAUGUAUAAGGAAAUGCGGGACUCCUUAGAUGAAGCCCGACAGAAGAUCUUCAACAUCCGGGAAGAGUACAGAAACAAACUGCUGGAAGCUGAGCGUCUAAAGCUGGAAGCUCUGGCUGCUCAGGAAGCUGCCAUGUGGGUGGAGACAGAGAAGAAGACCUUAGCUCCCGACAAACAGCAAAAAAAGAAAGGAAAGAAAAAGUAAUCAGGAGAUGUCCAAUCGUACCCUUCUUCUGGAUAAUACAAAAAAAAUAGAUUUUGCAUUUCUCUGGAGAGGAAAAAAAUAUAUUUGUAAUGAUCUCUAACUGCCUGCUGAUAAAAGAAGAUAUUGGGCCAAUUGAAAAGAGAAAUUUUUCUUUCU